UUCUCUCUUCAAUCUCCAUUGACGUAAUUCCACAGUUUAACACUCGUAAAGUAUGUAACACUCUGUCUCUUUCAAGAUUAGAUGAACGAAAGUUCACGUCGGACUCCAGAGUAUAAGUGCUUACUUGUAAAAGGUUUUGCUUUUCUCCACUCUCUCUUUCCUUACAUUUAAACUUCUCGUCGAGUUGCAUCGUUGACAACAACAAAGUAGUAUUUCCACUUGCAGAUAGAAAGCAACCUCAACGUGUAGUGACAUUCUGACGAUGAGUGAACAGAGCAUGUUACAACUAAAAGUUUAUCCCACCACAUUUUAAUGGCCUUUUUCCCUAAUACUUACACACUAACAAAUUAAAUCGAGAUGCCUUCUACCUGUGGAAAAAUUGCCGAUUUUACUUGUCUACCAGGAUUGAUUGACGGAGCAUCAGGAACAGAUAGCAUUGGGACAUACAGUGAUCUUUCAGAAAAUACUACUAUCCUAAUCAAGCCUAAGAUGGACAUAGCAUGUAUUAUAGAUCUCCACCAACCAGAGCAUCUGGCUCAGAGAAAGAAAGCCUUUGAAGAAAUAAAGGACGCCUGUGGUUACAAUAACAAACUACACCACAUACAAUUUGAAAAGUUAGAUUUUGGAGAAACAAAUGCAUUGGAUACUUUUUACAAUGCAGACGUUGCAUUAGUGGAUUUAAGUGUACAGUUGCAGCAAUCUGCUUUGUUUUAUCAUUUAGGAGUACGUGAAAGUUUUGGAAUGAAAGAAAACAUAUUAUUGGUCAAUGACGUUGACUCUGAAGCAACAAUAAGAUUAAAGCUAUCUUGCGGUAGCUAUGUGUUUAUUCCGUACAAAUAUACUGAUGGUGAUGUCACAACAUCUAUACCACCGAGUUCUCCUAAAGGUGUCAAUGAAGAAAUCAUGGAUCUAAGCCAUAGACUUAAAAAACUGUAUGAAGAAGUAGAAGUGCAGACAAAGGCCCAUAUGAAGGAAAAAUUUUUAAUAGAUUUACGUAAAGCGCGUGAAUCUCUUAGUGGUGAAGAGUUAUCACAAGCUUUACAUAAACUUCGAACGAGAUUGGAUGAUCCCCAUGUUUUAUCAGGAGAAGUUGUUCUUAACGUUUUAAUGUCUUUUCGAGAUGUGCAGGAUUACAACGCCAUGGUUCAACUCGUUGAUGAUUUGAAAACAGUACCAAAUCACAAGAAUUCAAUAAAUACUCCCGCAAUUUGUUUUUUAUAUGCGUUUGCUUUAAAUCGUAGACAAAAAGAAGGUGACCGAGAAAAAGCUUUGAAGGUUAUUGAAGAAGCUUUGAAGAAGAAAGAGAAUUGUGUUCCGGACAUGUUAUGCUUGUGUGGCAGAAUAUACAAGGAUAUAUUUGUUGAAAGCCGUCACACGGAUCAAGAAAGUUUGAAUAACGCUAUAUAUUGGUACAGAAAAGGUUUUGAGGUUCAACCCAACGAAUAUGCUGGAAUAAAUUUGGCCACUCUCUUAGUAAUUGCGGGCAAUGAAUUUUCAAAAAGCGAAGAACUUCAGCACAUUGGCAUGGUUCUAAAUAACUUGAUUGGAAAAAAGGGAAGUUUAUCAAGUUUGAAAGAUUACUGGGAUGUAGCGACAUUCUUCGAAAUAAGUGUUCUCGCCGAAGAUUAUACAAAAGCUUUAAAGGCCGCCGAGUGCAUGUUCAGGUUAAAACCACCAAAUUGGUACCUGAAGUCUACAAUUGGUAAUAUAACGCUCAUUGAUCGAUUUCGCAAAAAAAAUAACGAUGAUACCGAAACUCAUCCAGAAGAGCAAUUUUUUGCCUUUUGGAUGGAAUAUUUUGUCGAAGCAAUAAAAACAGAUGUUCAGGAUACCAUUCGAUUUCCUGUAUUGAUAUUAGAACCAACGAAAAUUUUGUUGCCAAGUUACAUAAUUGUGAAUCUUGGAGCUGAAGAAAAGUCAAUACAGAUUUCAAAUUUGUGCCUUGAGACUGAACAGAAAAAUUGCAAGCACGUUCAUAGUUGGUUGUUCAGUGCCAACAUGAUACGUAGUGUUAGUUUUUACAAAAGAGACGAAAGAUGUUUAUUUUUAUACGUUCAUCAAAAUAGUGACGAUUUUCAAAUAUAUUUACCAUCGAUGGCCUCUAGAAAAAGAUUCCACGAUCUCAUCUUAGAAAUGACUGCGGAUCAAGAAGGAAUGGUCACUGAUUUAGACGCUUAUAUGGCCGACGAUUCGUCAAAGGUCAAGUUUGAGUAUGAACUAGAUGAGCAGAAUAAACGUGUUAUUCUUGGCAAGGGCACAUUUGGCGUUGUUUAUGCUGCUCGUGAUUUAAAUACGCAAAUAAGAAUUGCCGUAAAGGAAAUACGUGAGAGAAACCUUGGCGAUGUGCAGCCCCUGCAUGAAGAAAUAAAACUGCAUAGUCAACUUCGACACAGGAAUAUUGUUCAAUAUUUGGGUUCCGUCAGCGAGGAUGGCUUCUUCAAAAUUUUCAUGGAGCAGGUUCCUGGAGGAAGCUUAUCAGCCUUACUCAGAUCUAAAUGGGGCCCAUUGAAACAAAACGAAUCGACGAUCUCUUACUACACGAAACAAAUUUUAGAAGGCUUGAAGUAUUUACACGAUCAAAAUAUUGUUCAUAGAGAUAUAAAAGGUGAUAAUGUGCUGGUAAAUACUUACAGUGGAAUUGUUAAAAUCUCGGAUUUUGGUAUGUCCAAGAGAUUGGCUGGCUUAUGUCCAAGCACAGAGACGUUUGCUGGUACUUUACAGUAUAUGGCUCCAGAAGUUAUCGACAAAGGUCAGCGUGGUUAUGGAGCUCCAGCUGAUAUAUGGUCUCUUGGAUGUACCAUUGUCGAGAUGGCAACUGGUAAACCACCGUUCAUAGAAUUAGGUUCUCCUCAGGCUGCUGUUUUUAAGGUCGGAUACUAUAAAAUUCAUCCAGAGAUUCCACCAGAGUUGUCAGAAAAGGCCAAAAACUUCAAUUUACGUUGUUUUGAAGCUAACCCUGAUAUCAGAGCAACAGCAGCUGAGUUGCUGGAAGAUCAGUUUUUGUCAGAAAAAAAGAAAAAAUCGAGGCUCGCUGCUCCUCCUGACUUUAGUCGCAGUAUAUCAGUACCUGCCGAGAAAGUGGAGAAACUCGUGAAAAAUGAUAAAACAAACAAUAAUCACAUAGUCACCCAAACCCCCAUGUUGGCUUCUCAAUCGGACGAGUGCGUUUCACACAAUGGAGGACAAACAAAAUCGUAUCGAUUAAAGGAGCGUAGUCAGGCUCGUCUUCUUUCUCUUAUCAGUAUGCCAACCGCAAAUCCAUAUAUUUCGUCAAACAGCCCCAGCAUAAUCGAUACGACGCCAGUGAUAGAUAUGAGUGAAUCAGAGUCUUCAACAAGGAGAAGCUCAUCUGGAGGGCUUUUAUCGCCGGAGGUUGAAAUAACGGGUCAAAAAAGUGGAGAAGAUCAAGAAGGUUUUUACUUACUUAAGAAAGAUGGUCAGCGACGAGUAACGCUUACACGUGUUUUGAGUCAAGAUGAAGCUAAAAUUUGUUCGCUGUGGAUGAGAAAAAUUCAGGCUGAAGUAGGACAAAAGACCGUGUUAGAAAUGUAUCACUUGGAGACCUUGUUCAGAGCUUUAAAAGACUUUAUAACUGAACAAAAUCGACAAAUAAUAACUGUAGUCAUAAGUAAAUUAAAAGAAGAACUGGGCUUUGAGUCACCAUCACUGAUUCAAUUACAUUUUGCCAUAUACUUAUUUCACAGUACAGUUAAUGAAGUACUUCGCAUGCACAGCAUAAAACCUCAUUGGAUGUUUACCUUGGAUAAUUUGUUGAAAAAUACAGUUCAAACUGCUAUUAGCGAAUUAGGAGCAAAUUUGCUCGGUCAAGAAAGAGGUCAGCUAGCCGCUGAAGGAAUAGAAGAUGGAUCGACAUCUGGAAUUUCCACAGUUAAUUCCGUGAAAUCGCAAAAAACCGGUGAUUCUGAGGAACAUAAAUUUUUGCACGAAUAUCACGACCAAAUGGGAUCGAUCAAAGACGAAAACAUGAAGCUCUUGCACGAACUACUCGAGAGCCAAAGAUCUUAUCAAACUCUCUUGAGUCAAGCGUUGGAUGAACAAAAUGCACAAAUAAAAAGUCUCACUCAAUUGUGUCAAAGUAUCAACCACAAAAUUGUUAAAAAACCCAUUACAAUUCCUCAAAUCAGUGUAACAGACCGUGAUGAGUGUGAGUCUGUGUCAACAGCAAAUGCAGAAUUGAUACGUUGGUUACAAAACUUGAACGUAGAUACUGAAACGAUCGGAAGGUUUAUUGAGGAAGAAUACAGCUUAGAGGAUGUGCUAGACUACGUUACUAGAGAAGAUUUACGCAGGCUUAAUUUAAAGGGUGGUAUCGAGUUAAGGAUAUGGAGAGCUAUAUUAAAACAUCGAGACAGUAUAUAAUCAAGCAGAGCAACAAACGUUUUCGUUGUAACGACGACAAAAAUGCCUUAACAGUAUAACUGUACUAACAUAAAUAGCGAUAACAAUGGAAGAAUUAAUUUAUAUUCACAAAAUUUUCACAAAAAUUAAUUCUUUGAUAGUAUAUAUUUUGAUAAACAAGUUGUUCCCAUUUUACCAACAGCUGUUGAAUUUUCGCACAAUAGUUUUACUCCAUCGAGCAAUUCUAUUUUUUAUACAAUAUUUUAAUCUAAUACGAUUUUAAAACGUGUCUUCCAUCGAUGAGAAACGUCUCAUGCUUAAACCAUUGAAUGCUUAUUUUAAUGCUAGUUGUGUUUUUAAAUUAUAUUUAAACGAGUUGAAACAGUAUUGUAAAUGAUUUAUCUUUUAUUAAAUUGUUAAUAAAUAUCCGAUAAAGCAAUUAAUUUUGGAAUUAUUUUUAACUGAUUUUGAUCUUGAUAACAAUUACAAUUGCCUUACUCUGUUAUAGGUUGGGAAUAAAAAAACUGAUGAAUUUUUUAAAACUAACAUUUUAAUAUUAAGUAUAUAAUAUUUUUGUAUAAGUAAUAUUUAGUCCCACCGCCGCAAACGAGUUGAUGCGAACUUUGUUUUACGCAACAAAUAUUUGUUCUAUGUACUGACCAAACGAAGUGCCUGAUCAAAUAUACAUUUUAACUUUCGCAAAAAAACCUGU
Molecule: messenger RNA, 5071 nt
Organism: Copidosoma floridanum
Lineage: Eukaryota; Metazoa; Arthropoda; Insecta; Hymenoptera; Encyrtidae
Gene: Ask1
Product: apoptotic signal-regulating kinase 1
Biological process (GO): MAPK cascade; protein phosphorylation
Molecular function (GO): ATP binding; protein kinase activity
Source: RefSeq, a predicted model, not a curated record